UUGAUAUUCACGUUUCAUCUUUCCCUUUCUCUUUCAUUUGAGAACACACGUUCUCUUUCUUCUCCCACCACAAGCCAAUCGACCGGAACCAAGCCAACGCCGGCGAGCUGCGACCGCGACCGCGACCACUCUCCCUCCAUCCAUCACUGUUUUCAAUUGGGUUUGAGUCAAUACAAAUUUCAAUAGUUUCAAACAUUCAACUUUGGCGACUCUAUUCUACUCAACUCUCUCUUUCUCUGCGUCUUUGGUUUAUUGCAACACUGUUCUACGUUUACGGCAUUUUCGGGGUUGUUGCGUUCUUGCUUCUCUGUGUUGAUGUAUUGCUGCUUCUUGCGUUGGUGUGUUCAGUUCAUCAUUGUUGGACAUAAUGGAGAAUGUAAGAAGUGUGAAAGCUGGUGGUUCGCGUAGGCCUACUACUCAAAGUCCUGCUGAAGGAUUUGAUUUACCUUUUCAAGCUAGAUCAAGCGUUGAGUUGAAAAAGAUGUUUCAACAUCAAAUUAAGCAAGAAAAAAUUGAAAAGUUGCAUGAGAGGCUGCAUGGAAACAAUAGAGAAAUGCCUCAAGGGAUUAUAGAAGUUGUAGACGAAACACCAAAAAAAGGAACUCAGCAAGAACAAGUUCAAAAGGUUGACGGUAAUUUGGAGAAAGAUGCAAUGACAAAGAAAUUGAAGAAAGCCAAACUCUCGCAACCUCAAGCAAUGAAAGAUGGUGCACAUCGUGACAAAGAAGUUGUACAACAAACACCAAAAAGCAAAGGAACUCAGCAAGAAAGAGUUCAAAAGGUUGGUGGCGAUUUGGAUAAAGAUGCAAUCACAAAGAAAAUUAAGAAAGUCAAACUCUCGCAACCUCAAGCAAUGAAAGAUUAUGAACAUGGUGACAAAGAAGUUGUACAACAAACACAAAAGAGAAGAACUAAUGGGAAAGCUACAAUCAAUGGACUGAAUGAGAAACUACAUGCAAAAAAUAGAAUUCUAGAGGUUGCUACAAAGCAAACAGAGAGGCCUAGGAUUUUGCAACCACAAGCUAAGAACGAUUUUGCUCAAGGAAUGCUGAAAAAAAGAACUCAUGAGAAUCUACUAGACAACAAUAGAGAGAAAAUUCAAAAGGUGGAUAAAACAGUUGCAAGGAAGUUACUUAUUCCUUCCAAAAUAGCGAAACCUGAUAAACCUAAUAUAUCUUUGGACACAAUGAUGUCAAAAACUGAAUGCUCUAAAAAGGCAAAGAGGGUGCCUACAUGCCCAUCAAUGUUGAUUCAUGAUUAUGUGGAACUUCACAAGUCAAAAGAGAUGGAAGCAACCAAGUCAAACAAUGGAGAAAAACCGGGAAGUAACUUUCACCCUAGCUCUAGUAAAAAUCAGCCACUAUCUGGCAAAAAUAGAGUGGAAGAUUCGAGAGAACUGGUAGUCAAUGAAGAAGAGGAAAACACAAAUAGAGAAGAAGAACAAGGAAUAUCUCAAAGAAAAACUCGCGGGAGAACUUUGUGCAGAAAGAUUCAUGCAAGAACUUUUGAAGAGCGAGUAGAAGUGACCUAUAAUGAUGUUGAUCAGCCUAUCGGUCCCACUAAAAAAGUAGUAUCUGACUUGAGCCUCUUCCUGGGAACAUUGGCUAGGAACUCAACAUUUUGUCCUCUAAAAUAUACCAACUGGUCAGGAAUGCCAGAAAAAAAUAAAAACCGUGUAUGGAGAUAUGCUAAUCGGAAGUUUAUCUUGUCGGUUGAAGCACGAGAUUGGGUUGAGACUACUGUUAGAGAUGCAUGGAGAAGAUAUAAGUACAAGAUUAAGCAGCAUCAUUUUCUAAAGUAUCCCAACAUGACCGAAAGACUUAAACAUCGUCCUCCAAAGGUGCCAAUAGCUCAUUUUAGGGCGCUUUGUGAAUACUGGAGUAAGGAGCCUAUACAAGCAUUGGCUGAAAGUAACGCUAGAAAUAGAGCUCAACUGAAGUGGCUGCAUCGAAUGGGUCCCCAAAACUUCUCUCUGACUCGUGAAAAACUGCGUGAAAAGGAAAAAAGAGAGCCCACUCAAUCAGAAAUGUUUUUUGAAACUCGAAAAGGAAGUAGAGGAAAACAAUUGGAUGAAGAAACUGAAAAAGUAUUUUCCCAACUUCAAGAAAUGGUUGAAAAGAAAGGAAGUGAUACUGAAGCUUUUAAAGCUGUUAUGGGAAAGGAGCGUCCCGGAAGGUUACGUUGUUAUGGGAGAACAGUAACUAAAACUUCCUUAAAGCGAAAGGUUGAGAUUAAUGCUUUGAAACAAGCACAUAGUCAAGAGGUAUCUACUUUGAGGCAUGAAUUUCAAGAUCAGAUUGAUAGAUUGCAAAAUGCGUUUAAGACCGUCAUACAACAAUGCAAUCCUCAAUUAAAUAUGGUCUCAAUAGAACAUUUGCUUGGAUUAUCUCAUGGAGAUGCUAACAGCUCCCCAAAGGAUAGUGGAGCACAAAUGCAUUCCUCUCCUUCAAUUCAUACUCCAUGUCCUGAAAAGCAAGUUAUCAAUGAAGAUGCUGUACAGGAUGACAUAGAUGAGGAGGAAGACGGAGAUGAUGAAUUUCUUGAGGACGAAUUUCUUGAGGACAACUUAAGUGAUGAAUUUCAGGAGGAUGAUGUAGAUGAUGAAUUUCAAGAGGAUGACCUAGAUGAUGAAAUUCAAGAGAAUGACAUCGGUGAUGAAUUUGAAGUGGACGAUUUGGCUAAUGAAUUACAAGAUAAACUUGAAUGAUCGAGUUGGAUGGUGUUUUAUUUUGGAUUGUAGUUAAGCCACUAAACUUGUCCGAACUUUAGUUUUGUUAUUUUGCUAGGCUUAUACUUCGAAGCAUUAAACUUAUCAAGUAAUGUUUGACAUUUUGAUUACUAUUAUGUCUUGAAUUAAUGUUUGAACUAUGUUAUUAUAUUA
Messenger RNA from Medicago truncatula (barrel medic), 2881 nucleotides. RefSeq lists its product as uncharacterized. The record is from RefSeq and is a predicted model, not a curated record. The transcript is spliced from 13 exons. The coding region runs from base 368 to 2707 and encodes 779 amino acids. Lineage: Eukaryota; Viridiplantae; Streptophyta; Magnoliopsida; Fabales; Fabaceae.